Molecule: messenger RNA, 8898 nt
Organism: Rhineura floridana
Lineage: Eukaryota; Metazoa; Chordata; Lepidosauria; Squamata; Rhineuridae
Gene: RORC
Product: RAR related orphan receptor C
Exons: 11
Coding region: 338-1930 (530 amino acids)
Biological process (GO): regulation of transcription by RNA polymerase II
Cellular component (GO): nucleus
Molecular function (GO): nuclear receptor activity; RNA polymerase II cis-regulatory region sequence-specific DNA binding; zinc ion binding
Source: RefSeq, a predicted model, not a curated record
CGGGGGGAUGCUGAGAAGCAUCGAUCAGGGAGGAGACACCUCGACCGGUUUAAUUGCUGCCUGUUGCGCAGCGGGGAGGAGCCGGAGGGGGAAGGGUCUUGGCGGUGCGCCCCUGGCGGCCGCGCGGGGCCGGUGCAAGCGCGCCGCCGCCGUUUCGGAGAGCCACUGCUCUCCCCUGCUCCUCCGCUGUAGCCGCGUCCCCAGCCAGCCCGCCAGCCCAUCAGCCAGCCCUUAGUCGUCCUCGAUCGCUGUUGGCUGCCCGCACUUUCCCCGGGCUGGAGCCAGCUGGGCAAGCGAAAGGUGGCGGGCUGCUGGCCGCGCUCCCCUCCCCGGCUCCAUGGAGCCCAGCACCAGCCUCGGCGGCCCCGCAGGAGCCAAGCGUGGUAGAGACGCUGCCGUAGCCGUCGCCGCCAGAGGGUCUGCAGCGAUGAAGAAGACGCAUACGUCCCAGAUAGAGGUGAUCCCGUGCAAGAUCUGCGGAGACAAAUCCUCUGGGAUCCACUACGGCGUCAUCACUUGCGAAGGGUGCAAGGGGUUCUUCCGGCGCAGCCAGCAAGGGAGCGUGACUUACUCUUGCACCCGGCAGCAGAACUGCCAAAUCGAUCGCACCAGCCGCAACCGAUGCCAGCAUUGCCGCCUGCAGAAAUGCCUCAGCCUUGGCAUGUCCCGAGAUGCUGUCAAAUUUGGCCGUAUGUCUAAGAAGCAGCGGGACAGCCUCCACGCUGAGGUUCAGAAGCAGCUGCAGCAGCAGCAAGAGGGCGGGGAAGCUUCGGCCUACUCCUUGGGGGUGGCCAAUGGGCAGCUCAAGUUGGCUCCCCCACCGGACCUCCUGGAAGCCUCGGCGUGCUCCACCACACUCCUGAAUGGGCAGGCCCACCUCAGCCAGCCCUCAGCUGAGACGGCCGCCUUGGCCUACUCCAAUGGACUCGCCAAGGCCCAGAGCAUUCUGGGCGAGGACCUGCGGGCUCCCUUCACCAAGGAGUACAGCCCCGAGCGCAUCAAGAUGGAGAGCCGGGGGAGCGUCUAUUACGCCCUGGAGGCGCAGGCGUCACCAGAGCUCUUGCGCCCAGAUGUCAACGGGGCAAAGCGGCCAGCAUGCGGCGAGGGCCUCGAGAGCCUUGACUUCUACACCAGCUUCGCCAGCCUCUUGGAAUCGCCAAACUCUUCCCUGACAGAAAUUGAACAUCUCACACAGAACAUCGUCAAAUCCUAUCGGGAGACCUGUCAACUUCGCUUGGAGGACCUCCAGCUCCUGAGGUGGGAGACCUUCACCCGGGAGGAAGUUGGGAUCUAUCAGAAAAAGUCCAUGGAAGAGAUGUGGGAACGUUGUGCCUGCCGCAUCACCGAAGCCAUCCAGUAUGUGGUGGAGUUCGCUAAACGGAUGGACAGCUUUAUGGACCUUUGCCAAAACGAUCAGAUUGUGCUGCUCAAAGCGGGUGCCAUGGAAGUGGUUUUGGUAAGGAUGUGCCGUGCCUUCAAUUCCGAGAACCGGACUGUAUUUUUUGAGGGCAAAUACGCUGGCCCAGAGCUCUUCAAAUCCCUUGGAUGCAACGAGCUGAUCACCUCCAUCUUCGACUUUGCUCACAGUCUCUGUUCGUUCCACUUCUCCGAGAACGAAAUCGCUCUUUUCACGGCGCUGGUGCUGAUUAACUCAAGCCGUCCCUGGUUGCAGGAAAAGAGCAAAGUCGAGCAUCUCCAGAGCAACCUGGAACUGGCUUUCAAGCACAUGUUACGGAAGAACCACCGGGAAGGCAUUCUGGCCAAGUUACCCCCUAAAGGGAAGCUGCGAAGCCUCUGCUGUCAACAUGUGGAGAAGCUGCGCUCCUUCCGCGAGAUGUACCCCAUCAUUGUCCAUGCUGUCUUCCCACCUCUAUACAAGGAGCUGUUCAGCUCAGACUGUGAUCCACUCCAGGGAACAGCAGGAGAGUAAUCCCUGCUCCCAGCGAGGCGAGGACCUCCCAGGGAUCUCUUGCCACUCUCCCUGCCUUCUCUAGCUUUCCCCUCUCCAACUGACGCCAGACCGGGCAGGGGUGGGAUAUGAUCGUCGAGACCAAAAUCCCCCCGUCCAUGUGUUCCCGCAUGGAACCGGGGCAAGCGGAAGAGAAUGCCUGGGUUUUUUUGUCUUCAAAAGAUCCCCACUUCUGACACCAGCUUUGGUAUGCAACGUUGACCCCGCCACUUCGGCCCUGGAGAAAUGCGGAGCGGGCGGGCCCACACUGAACCCACGUCUCACGGGGACCUUAGCGAUUGAGGGCUAAGCGAUGUUUAUGUAGCACUUUGGGAAGCAUAUGGAGGUUCACCACCCUCAAAGUCAAAGUGUUAAUCAAGGGAGGGUCUUGUGGACAAACAGCGCUCCUAAUAUGGUGCGUUCUCAUUGGAGGGGCAAGUCCCAUUAGCUGCCCUCAUUGUAACACCAUGGCCAAGAUGGCCGACUUGGGUAGCCAAGAAUACCUCAUUGUGCUGUCUAAUGGCAUGAGACUCCACUAAGCUAUUCAGUUUUUUUUUCCCUUGAAACUAAGUUUCUAAGAAAUAAUAUAUUAUCUAUAUUGUUAUAUAUGUGAUAUAUGUGGUUCUAUAAGAUAGAUCUCUAUUUUUCAAUGUCUGUAUGCUUUUGUAUUUGAUAAGGAGUCUCUGUCUUUUUCUUUUACUGUGCGUGUUUCAAAACACACGCAGAGACUGACUUCUCAGACUAGAUUCAAACAACCAGCAACUUACCAAAAAAGAAAAAACCUCCCCAACCCAAAUCUUGCUGCGUUUGCUUUCCUUUAAAAAGUUUUUUUUAAAAAAAACAAAAGAUUUGCACACAGAUACCAAACGCAAAUACUGCCCAGUAGCUUUUAUCCAAGAGUCUUUAGCCGUUUCCCAUCGCAGCAGAGAAGCCCGUGGGCUUUCCUCGUGUGAAUCGUCUCAUAAAGUCUGUCGUCACGACCGUUCCGUGCUUAAGCUGCCCAGACACGCAGCUGACGAUCGGUAGAAUAUUGACCAGCCACGCAGCUUCUGUGAGAAGGAUGAGCUGGCUCAGGAGAAACCACCUGUGUGGUUUAAGCACAGAAAGGGGCAUGCUGUUUGUAGGAUGGCAAUGGGGAAGGCAUUGGGGUGGGGUAGCCCAGGAAGCAGGGAGGCAGCUGUAGGACUUGAGCUGAAUUAAGCGGUUGUAUUUUUCUAUAGUUUUUCUUUUUCUGCAGAACUUCAGUUCUUGCUUAACCAACCCCGGUACCCUUUCUCCGUCCUAAACAGCCAUGAAGUCCACACCCACUUAUAUUGAUCUGGAUUCCUGCAUUGAGCAGGGGGUUGGACUUGAUGGCCUUAUAGGCCCCUUCCAACUCUACUAUUCUAUGAUUCUAUGAUACACCAGUUUCACAUUUCUUGGCUUUUUCCAAAGAAUUCUGGGAAUCAUUGUUUGCAGAGAAUGAUCUGUCUCCCCCUCCGGGGACAGUUACGACUCAGUGAUGGGAACGCGACCUUUCUUGUAUCUUUUUCUUCAGGCUGUCUGUCAACUAAAGGAAUCUUAGUCAAUGCAUCACGUGGGUUUUAAACAGUGGGUUGAAUCUGCAGAUGGAUUAAGCAGGAGGUCAGAAAGCAAAAAUAAAAUAAAGCCACUUCUCACUUUUUUGUGUGUGAUGACAGCUCCAACACGUUCCCUUCUGUCUGAGAGGGGAUGGGGUGCUUUAUCUUAGAACAGGGUUUGUGGGAACCUGUGGCUCUCCAGUUGCUGUGGGACCCUUGGGGCAGUGUCCAAUGUUCCUGCUCAGAGUAGACCUGUUGAAGUUAAUAGACACAACUCGCGUUGGUUCAUACAUUUCAGUGGGUCUACUCUGAGUAGGUCUCAGUUGGUAUUUUCCUCCUCUCCCACACACCUCUCUGAGUUUUUUUUUUAAAAAGCUGUGUUAAUAACAAAUGUUAGGUAACAUCAUCUUAUUUUUGGAAUGAGCAAGUUUCUAUGCAUAUUUUUGUGCGUGGAGAGAGCGAGCGCAAGAAAUAGCCCUUUGCACAACUCCUUUGACAUAACUGGGGAGAAACUUAAUGUAAUAAAACUACCUUUUUAUACUUGGUAGAAGCAAGGGAGGCAGGAGAUGAUAUUGAAUGUAAUUUGGAAGCAAAUCAUCCCGUCUUGUAACCACCUGAUUCCAAGGGAUUUCAAGGAGGUUAGAUGACGUUGGCUAUUUAUUGAGCCUCCAUUUUUAUUUGUUUUCAUGGAGGUUAGAUGACGUUGCAAGUGUCAUCUCAAACUUUCCAGUGCAUUUUUCCCUCUGCUUGCUUUAUUGCAAAAAGGAGAAAAAUCCAAUCUUUUGGGGAAGCUGGAAGGUCACUAGAUGUGACCUUGGAGGCCAGUCACUGUCGCUCAGCCUAGCCCUACCUCACAGGGUUGUUGUGAAGACAAAAUGGGGGGAGGGGGCCAUGCACACCCCCUUGAGCUCCUUGGAGGAGUGCUGGGAUAGAAAUGUAAUCAAUCAAUCAAUCAACAAGAAUUGCACAACCUGGAUUUGGAUCCCACCUGAAAAUAGCGACCAUCUCACCUCACCCUAACUUUGCAAGCCUGCUUUGCACUAUCUUCCAUCUGAUCUUCUCUGUUAUUGUGUAGCCUUUGUCUUCUAGAGAACAAAACCCCAUAUUAUUAUCAUUGUUUUGAAAAAUCUAUUUGAUAUCUUUAAAUGGAUUUUUGUUGUUUUUGUGUAAAUAUCUAUUUUUAAAACAUUUAAUUUUAAGAUAAAAAAACUUUAGAGCUAUCUUUCUUUUCAAAGUGUACAACAGAAAUGUUUUAGGUUGCUUUUUAAUUUAAUUAAAUGAUGGUGCAUAUGAAAAUGUAUGGCUGGGUUUAUUCUCUCUCCCUCUGUUGGUCUUGGCUCAUGGACUUCCUAUUGAUGGAGUAGCAAAUUUGACAUAUGCUGCCUCCAACAGCUUUAGAAGUUUAGAACUGUAGAGUCGGAAGGGAUCUUGGAGGCCAUCUAGUCCAACCCCUGCUUGGGGCAGGCUUUGCACUACAGCAUCCCCUGAGCCUCCAUGGUCAAAAGCAGUGUACCUUUGGAUUCCAGUUCCUGAGGGGCAAACCAUGAAGGAGGGGUGUUGCCCUUGCUGGUGGGCUUCUCAGAAUUGACUGGGCUGGCCAUCACUCAGUGGUAGGGCACCUGCUUUUCAGGCGGAAAGUCCCAAGUUCAAUCCCCAAUGGCAUCUCUGGGUAGGGCUGGGAAACCCAAGAGAGCCGUUGCCAGUUCAUUCAUGCAGUUCUGAGCCAGAUGGGCUAAUGGCCGGACUUGGUAUGAGGCAGCUUCCUAUAUCCCUAUUUAAAUCAGUCCUUUCUUCAGAACCAUGAGGACUGGGAAUUUGCUUAGUUUUUAAGGGAAGGACCAUAGCUCAGUGGCAGAUCACCUGCCUUCCAUGCAGGAGGUCCCAGAUUCCGUCUCCAAUGGCAUCUCCACAUAGGGAUGGAAGAAAGACUCCCUGCGUGAAACCCUGGAGGGGCCACUGCCGGUCCGUGUGGUCAAUGCUGGCAGCUGGCAGCUCCACGUCAGUGGGGCAGUGGAGUCCGCUCCGGGUUUUAGUCCAUACUUUUAAGGAGAUGUCCAAGGUGCUGCCCCACUAACCUGGAGUCACUUGUUGGCAAAGAAAGGGUGCCUGAAUGUAUUUUUCCACAGCAGAGUUACAAGGCCAAGAAGCACAGAGUCCGUGCAGAUCUCAAGGACAAGUAUCCAAGGCAACCAGCUGGCCUUAUCUAUAAGACUUAGCAGAUCUGGCCAGUCGGUGUGGGGGUCGAGGAGUUUGUACAGAGAGAGAGCUUGUGAUAUAUUCUAUUGUCAGUAAAGUGACUCUUAAAACUUAUUACUUGUCUGGCUCAUUGCUUCAACUGGCAUCUAGCCUGUCACUAUACUGUUCUGCAUCCUGGGCAUCUGCUUGCGCCAGAUACAACUUUCAACAAGUGGUAGCAGAGGAUGGUUUCGAUGCGCAGAUGGAUGUCCGGAGAAAAGCCAGAACUGCAGACCAGCGAGUAAAACAGCAGAGAGACGGAGAAACCGAAAGCUGAGCUGAAAGCUGUGAGAGAGCCGUGGGACUGAAGGACAGAGGUGAGAAGCUCUAAUUACAAAGGCGGUGAACUGUGAAAAGUGAAAGUAUGUCUGUUACAUUAUCAGCCGGGAUUCCCUUGGAAAGGCUGACAGGGAAAAAUUAUGGCACUUGGAAACAGAGAAUGCAGGCUUUUCUAGUGAAAGAAGACCUGUGGAAAGCUAUCGCAGAAGACCCACCCGCCGGGGUGCCUAUUCCAGCAGAUUGGAGAAGGCUGGAUGAGAGGGCAAAGGCGUUAAUUGUUCUUGCUAUUGAUGAUUCUCAAUUACUGCACGUGCGUGAUGCAACAACGGCUAAGGAAACCUGGGAAACUUUAAGAAAUAUUCAUGUGAAAAAGACUGCCAGUUCUAAAAUAUAUCUUGCCAGAAGAUUGUAUCAGAUGCGCUUAUCUGGAGAUACAACCAUGUCAGAGCAUUUGUUGGAGAUAAACAGACUGUUUACUGAGUUGUCAGAACGUGAAAUUGAACAUUCUCAAACGCAAAAAGUGUAUAUCACAUUAUCUUCACUAGAUUCAUGUUAUGAUAGUCUGGUGAGCUCUUUGGAAGCAAUGGACGAUGCAAAUCUCAAUAUGGAUUACAUAGAAGGAAAACUUUUACAAGAAUUUCAAAGAAGGCAAGAAAUGGCAAAGCAAGAAAGGACUGAGUCUAAACACGUGGAAAAGCAGAACAACAAAGCAGCGCAAGAGAGACUGUAUGGACAAAAGGCAUGUUAUUUUUGUGGUUCCAAGCAACAUCUUCAAAGGAAUUGUGAAGCAAGAAGAAGAGAAAGAGGAAGAAAACCAUGUGUACAGGUGAUCUAUGCUAGUAAGAAUAAGCAAUGUAUUAACAAUGAGCAGGGAAAUAACUGUAAAGAUUUAUGGGCAAUUGACAGUGGGGCAACAAAUAGUAUAAUCAAAGAUAAAUCCAUGUUUCAUACAUUUUGUGACAUAGAGGAUCAUGUAAUAAUGGCUGAUGGAUCUAAGAAACAGAUCAAAAGUAGGGGAACAGUGAAAUUAGCAGGUUUCAAUGCCAUUAUGACUGAUGUGCUGUUUGUUCCUGAUAUUGAAUGCAACAUUAUGGCUGUGUCGAAACUCAAUGAAAUGGGGUUCAAUGUAAUGUUCAAAAGGGGUUCAGUGCAUGUAAUGAGAGGAGGAAAAAUAUUCAUGAAAGGAAUAGUGAGGAACUCAUUGUUCUUCUUACACGUGAAACAAACAAAUCAUGUACUCGUGUGCUAAUAAGAAACCCCAUAAUAAUUGUGUUCAUUUAUGGCACAGAAAACUAGGCCAUAUAGGAUAUGAAAAUGUGGUGAAAACAACAGAGAACAGUAAUGAUGUGACAUUGAGAAACUGUGAAAAAUAUGUAGACUGCCACGUGUGUAAACAAACUAGGGCAGUUGUGGCUGCAAAGAACAAAGAAGCCAUGCCCAGUACAAAUGCACCUUAUCAAUUAAUACACGUGGACUUAGUGGGGCCAUUUCAACCUACUCAGGGGGGUGCAAGAUAUUUCCUGACAAUAGUUGAUGAUUUUUCAAAAUUCUGCACUGUUUAUUUACUAAAAGCUAAAAGUGAAGCUGCAGAGAAACUGAAAAGAUUUAUUACAAAAAUUGAAGUGCAGUUUGGUGUCAAAAUACAGAGAAUAAGAUCAGAUCAAGGAGGAGAGUUCUUAGGACACUCUUUUACUGAACACUUGGAUAAAAGAGGAAUAAAACAGGAGUUAACAGCCCCUUAUAGUCCUAAUCAGAACGGGUUAGCUGAACGCUGGAACAGGUUGCUUCAGGACUCAAUAAGAUCAAUGCUAUGUGACUCCUCUUUAACACAAGGUUUCUGGGGAGAGUGUGUUCUGUAUUCAGCUUACAUUCAAAACAGAAUAUUCCAUAAGGCCACUGGAAUGUCUCCUUAUCAGAAAUUGUAUGACAGAAAACCCAGAUUAAAACAUUUGAUUAGGUUUGGAGCAGAAUGCUGGGUACAUGUUCCCAAAAAUAAAAGGACAGGGAAGCUGCAAAGGAGAGCAGACAAAGGGUACAUGCUGGGAUUUGAAAACACGUAUUACAGAAUUUGGAUGCCAAAACAAAGGUCUGUGGUGUUAAGCAGAAGCGUGCAAGCAAUAGAGCAGGAUUGGGAAGAGAAAACAUAUGUGGAGUUGGGAAACACUGAAGUUAGUAAUGAACAAGAACAGGCAGAUACAGUACCAAUAAAACAAGAAGAAACAGGCAGCAGUAGUGAAUCAAGUUCUAGCUCUGAGAGAGAAACUGAGGAAUCGCCUGACACAGACACAGACACUAAGGCAGAAAUACAACCACGCAGAUCAGAGAGAACAACCAAAGGUAUUCCACCUGUUAGAUUUAAAAUAAAUUCCAUUAAGCAUAUAGACUUCAGUAACUGGAAAAAGUGGGAUGAUGGGAAUCAUGAAAAAUAAUUGCUGAAAGAAAUAUAAUGCAAAUGAUGCUGAGAUUGCAAUGGAGUAACUGUAUUACAAAUGAUGCUGAUGUAAACUGAAGAAAAGAAAUGUAUCAUGUGGAGAAAUGUAAUUGAAGUGACUGCAAGAAAUGUAACUGUAAUUGUGAUAACAAAAGUUAGAAGAAACAUGAAAGAUGUAAUGUAAAUGAUAAAGGUUUAUGCUAUGGAAAAAUAGGUGGGGGGUGUUGGCAAAGAAAGAGUACCUGAAUGUAUUUUUCCACAGCAGAGUUACAAGGCCAAGAAGCACAGAGUCCGUGCAGAUCUCAAGGACAAAUAUCCAAGUCAACCAGCUGGCCUUAUCUAUAAGACUUAGCAGAUCUGGCCAGUCGGUGUGGGGGCCGAGGAGUUUGUACAGAGAGAGAGCUUGUGAUAUAUUCUAUUGUCAGUAAAGUGACUCUUAAGACUUA